Molecule: messenger RNA, 1906 nt
Organism: Botrytis sinoallii
Lineage: Eukaryota; Fungi; Ascomycota; Leotiomycetes; Helotiales; Sclerotiniaceae
Exons: 4
Coding region: 218-1711 (497 amino acids)
Biological process (GO): carbohydrate catabolic process
Molecular function (GO): calcium ion binding; alpha-amylase activity
Source: RefSeq, a predicted model, not a curated record
AUGUUGUGCCUUCCUUCCUGUGACAUCUUCUGUGCAGUUUAAUUUCAUGCUUGACAUUUGAACCGGACACAUUUGUUCCGAGUACUUCUUCGCGAUAGUUCUCAUUGUACUGUUAAUAGGGUGACAUCGCAAAUGAUUUAGUGAAAUUUUAAUAAAUCUUUCUUUUCACGAGAAUUUUCAAUCUUUUCAAUUUUCGCGGUAGAAGAAAAGUCGGAAAAUGGGGGUUUCUAAAAUGUUGUUAGGCGCCUUGCUAGGCUUUGCUUCUUUGAACGGCGUUCAAUCAGCGACGCCUGAUGAAUGGAGAACUCGUUCAAUAUAUCAAGUAUUUACAGAUCGAUUCGCUAGAAUAGAUGUUACAAAUACUACGGAUUGCCCUUCUCAAACUAGAGGAUAUUGUGGUGGGACAUGGCAAGGCAUAAUCAACAAGCUUGAUUAUAUCCAGGAUAUGGGAUUCACAGCAAUUUGGAUAUCACCAGUUGUUGAACAGGUCGCGGAUCCAGGUCGAGGUUUUCACGGGUAUUCCGCUCAGAAUUUAUAUGGUUUAAACAGUCACUUUGGAGACGCAUCGGAUUUGAAAGCAUUGGCUAACGCACUUCAUGAUCGAGGAAUGUACUUGAUGGUUGAUGUCGUGGCGAACCAUAUGGGAUCUGAUGAUACUGCGCAUAACGUCGAUUUCAACAUCAUGAACCCAUUCAACGACGGCAAAUAUUUUCAUGAUGUCUGUUUCAUUAAUGAUUAUAACAAUCAGACGAAUGUCGAACUAUGCGAACUUGGAACAGAGAAGUAUCCAUUACCAGAUCUAAACACUACUCGACAAGAUGUUCGAGAUCUCUUUACUACUUGGAUCGAGUCACUAGUAGCCAAUUAUUCAAUUGACGGAUUGAGGGUGGACACUGUUAGACAUGUGGAAAAAGAUUUUUGGCCUUUAUUCAAUGAAGCAGCCGGGGUCUAUUGUGUCGGCGAAGUGGCAGAUGGGGAUGUAGAUUAUCUAUGUCCGUACCAAGAUUACAUAGAUGGACUCCUUUCCUACGCGUCGUAUUAUCAACUCACAAAAUUCUUUUCCAACACCUCUGCAACGUCAGAGAACUUGAUAGGACAACUGCAAUCCCAAAAUUAUCGAUGUAAAGACACAACACUUCUCGGAUCCUUCACUGAGAACCACGAUCAACCCCGCUUCGGAAAUUAUACCAGUGAUCUUACAUUGGCUAGAAACAUCAUCACAUACACGAUGUUAGCCGAUGGUAUCCCAAUUAUCUAUCAAGGUCAAGAACAACAUUUUCAUGGCGCAACUGAUCCUUAUGAUCGUGAACCAAUAUGGCCCACAGGUUACGAUACUAGUUCCCCACUUUAUGUCCUUGUCAAGCAAUUGAAUGCUAUACGUUCUUUGGCAAUAGCACGCUCGGAUACAUAUGCGACUGAUCAAACCCAAAUCGCUUACUCAGAUCCGCAUAAUACUGCGUUUCGGAAGGGGAAUGGGAAAUGUAUGACCCUAAUGGUACUGAACAAUAUCGGUGAGAGUGCAGAGUAUUACACGGUUGAGAUGAAGAAUGUGGGAUUUGAAGCUGGACUGGUAGUGACGGAUGUGUUGAGUUGUAGGAAUGUAAUGGUGGAUGAGUAUGGUGGGAUGAACGUGCCGUUUGUCAGUGGGUUGCCAAGUGUUUAUUAUCCUUUCUACUUACUUGCUGGAACAGGCUGGUGUGGUCAGUAUUGAGAUGGUAUACUUCCUAUCUGAUUGAUCUGAGUAGAGGAGACGUUUUCCUGUAUAUACUUAUAUCCACAAAAUUACCUCGCGGAUUCAUUGUUCAUAGCUUAGAAGAAAUUUUCGUAUAUAAUGAAGCUAUUGGUGAGGUCUAAUCCCUUUCAAGAGUCCUCCCUCUUUUUGAUAGCAUAAAAACGAUCUAAAGGU